AGAUGCAGUCACACGAGCAGAUUGCCUACCUGGGCCCGAAAGCCUCAUAUACACAUCAGGCAACAUUAAGCGCUUUUGAUUCAGACAACUACACCUUUUCACCGCAGACAACAAUUGAAGAUGUCUUUAGCCAGGUGCAAUCUGGAAAGGCCGGGUUUGGUGUUGUUCCAUUCGAAAACUCGACCAAUGGGUCUGUAGUCUUCACAUUGGAUCUCUUUGCCGACCAGAGUGCAAAACACCCAGAUAUUGUGGUUUGCGGUGAGCGCUAUGUUGAAGUACAUCACUGCUUGCUUGGUCAUCCCGCAGCUUCUGGUCAAGGACAUGCAGCCGGACCAACCAAGGCACUCCAGNGGGGAACCAAAAGCCCAAGCAGUUCUGGCCAUGCGACACCCAUCCCGGGCAAUCCCAAUCCCUGCAACUCGCGUGCAGCUCCAUUGACUUCUCUCUCGCAUAUCAAGAAGCUGUAUUCGCAUCCACAGGCUUGGGGACAGUGCAAGACUUUCUUGUCCUGUUAUCUCAAGGGUGUUGAGCGACAGGACGUCUCGUCCACUUCCCGAGCAGCAGAACUCGUGGCAGCCGAUGAGACAAACACGUCGGCCGCAAUCAGCAGUGGAAUCGCGGCGCAGAUGACCGGCUUGGGUUUCCUGGCACGCGACGUUGAGGACGAAAAGGACAAUGCUACACGUUUCUUCAUCAUUCGGAGAAGAAGUCUCGAGGACACGUCUCCUUCUUCCGACAAGGAGAACGGUCAAUUGCACACUCAGGCAUACAAAUCGCUGCUCUCAUUCACCGUUUCUCACACUGAUGCAGGAGCACUGGCCGAUGCCUUGGCCGUCUUCAAGACUUAUGGCAUCAACUUGACCAGCAUCAACCCUCGCCCAAGCGGGGAGGCGCCCUGGCAUUACAUGUUCUUUGUCGAGUUUUCCGGCAAACGCGGCCAGGCCGCUGUUGACGACACACUGACCGGUCUGGACAAAGUCGUCAGGUCUUGGAGGUGGCUAGGCAGUUGGGAGAAUGCUCUGCAACAGAAGCAA
This is a messenger RNA of Aureobasidium vineae, 1034 nucleotides long. NCBI's taxonomy places the organism in Eukaryota, Fungi, Ascomycota, Dothideomycetes, Dothideales, Saccotheciaceae. The record is from the annotation of a GenBank genome assembly.